Molecule: messenger RNA, 983 nt
Organism: Cricetulus griseus (Chinese hamster)
Lineage: Eukaryota; Metazoa; Chordata; Mammalia; Rodentia; Cricetidae
Source: RefSeq, a predicted model, not a curated record
AGGCCUCGGCUGGAGUCGUGGGGCAGGGAAAGCACGCGCGAGCGGCCUGGGCUUCGAGAAAGGAAUCCCCUUCCCCCUCAGCGAGAGCGGUGUGGCCGGAGGCUGGCCUGGCCCCACAGGUUUCAGCACGGUUUCUGGGAACCACACACGAAAAACCCUCCAGAAUUUACAAGUUUGCAGACUGUGCAUUUCCUCUGUGGCCCGUGAAAAUCUUUAAGAAUUAGAAAUGGCUUCCAAAAGAGCUCUGGUCAUCCUGGCCAAAGGUGCAGAGGAGAUGGAGACGGUGAUUCCCGUGGAUGUCAUGCGACGAGCUGGGAUUAAAGUCACUAUUGCAGGCCUGGCUGGGAAAGACCCCGUGCAGUGUAGCCGUGAUGUAAUGAUUUGUCCUGACACCAGUCUUGAAGAUGCAAAAAAGCAGGGACCAUACGACGUGGUGGUUCUUCCAGGAGGCAAUCUGGGUGCACAGAAUUUAUCUGAGUCAGCUGUGGUGAAGGAGAUCUUGAAGGAGCAGGAAAGCAGGAAGGGCCUCAUAGCUGCCAUCUGUGCAGGUCCUACCGCUCUGUUGGCUCAUGAAAUCGGUUUUGGAAGCAAGGUCACAACACACCCAGGGGCUAAGGACAAAAUGAUAAAUGGUGGUCACUACAGCUACACAGAAAGCCGUGUGGAAAGGGAUGGCCUGAUCCUCACCAGCCAAGGGCCUGGGACCAGCUUCGAGUUUGCGCUGGCCAUUGUGGAGGCACUCAGUGGCAAGGAGAUGGCUGACAAAGUGAAGGCACCGCUUCUCCUCAAGGACUAGAGCCCAAACCCUGGAUCCCAAGAUUGAGGCAGGCCAUUGGAAGCCAGUCCCCUAUGCUAGGCCCACGGGUGUGUCUAGAAGCCAGGGAAUCUCUGGAAGUAGCCACCACACAGGUCUCACCCUGAAGCCUGGGUCUGCACAUUUCUGAACGUUGCUAGUAGAAUAAACAAUUUACCAGCUCCUGGCA